Messenger RNA from Telopea speciosissima, 2362 nucleotides. Its product is annotated as scarecrow-like protein 28. Gene Ontology annotation, molecular function: sequence-specific DNA binding; DNA-binding transcription factor activity. The transcript has a single exon. Gene Ontology annotation, biological process: regulation of DNA-templated transcription. Gene Ontology annotation, cellular component: nucleus. The coding region runs from base 122 to 2149 and encodes 675 amino acids. The record is from RefSeq and is a predicted model, not a curated record. Lineage: Eukaryota; Viridiplantae; Streptophyta; Magnoliopsida; Proteales; Proteaceae.
AGAAAGAAACAGGGGAGGGAUAGGAAAAACAGAAAAAAGGCAAGUUGAAUUGAUUUUGAAAAGAAGGGAAAAUAGAAGGGGGGAGAAAAAAAAAAGAAAGAAAAUUGGAAGAGUAUAGAGGAUGUUGGCGGGCUUUUCUACAUUGCUGUCGCCAAGGCAUAGAUUAAGGAGUGAAGCAUCUACGCAGUUUCAAGCUUGCCAUUUUCAGUAUCCUUCAAUGAGUACACACAGAUUGGAUUUGCCAUGUAGUUUCCCCAGGAAGGAUGCCCAACGGUCCCAACCCAUUCGACCUGUUGGUCUCUCGGUGGAGAAGCCGGUCGAAGCUAAAGGGAGUUGUUCUCUUAAGCAGAAAAUCCGGCUCCCGCCAUCCAUCACCACCGCUCAGACGGCAUUGUGGGAAGAAAGGAGAGAGGUUGAAGAAGGGUUUUGGACGAAAGGGAGGAGCUUGAAAAGGUUUGCCGAACAGACUUCAUCUGAUGAAUCGUGCGCAAACAGAGCCAAGAGGAAGAGAAGUAGCAGUACCACAACGCCUGAUGCUUCUUCAGAAGGGGAGGGAAUAACUCUAAGCCAAUUGGGUAAGGGCAAUCUAUGGUUUCAGCAGACUGUUGAGAUGCCACAGUCGGUGCUUGGAAUCACAGGCCUAGACCCUCCACCAGUUUCUUUUCCCGGGUCUUAUUCGGGAGAGGAAGAGAGGAUCUAUUUUGUUCCUGGUGAUGUGGUCAUACCACCUCUGGCAUUGCCCAACAAUCCUUUGAUGGAGUCUGUAGUCACUGAGAUUACAGAUAAAGGUGAGAACGAUGUUGAUACCACCAGCCAAGAGCCUAGAAGGGCAAGUUCAGGAUCCACCUCGUCCGAAGGCGAUAGUUUGACUCCAAGGCGAAAUGAGAAUUCCUCAGGGAAUGGAACGGGUAAUGGGUCUCAGCGCCCUCACCCAUCUGAGGGACCCAGAGUAACGGCUGGCAGUGAGGAUGUUCAGACAGAGCAUCAGGGAUUUGAGCUUGUGAGAUUACUGGUUGGUUGUGUGGAAUCAAUUAGCUCGAAGAACAUCCCAGCUAUCAGCCAUUAUAUAGCUAAACUCGGAGAGCUUGCUUCACCAGAAGGAACUGCCAUUAGCCGUGUCACUGCUUACUUUACAGAAGCUUUGGCAGUAAGAGUUGCAAGGCUUUGGCCUCACAUUCUUCAUAUUGCCACCCCUCGGGAUCUUGAUCGGAUUGAUGAUGACAUGGGAGCUGCACUUCGGCUUCUAAACCAUGUCAGCCCAAUUCCAAAGUUCCUUCAUUUCACAUCUAAUGAGAUUCUGAUUAGAGCAUUUGAAGGAAAAGAUAGGGUACAUAUCAUAGAUUUUGACAUCAAACAAGGGCUUCAAUGGCCUGGUUUAUUUCAGAGUCUAGCCACUAGGCCCAAUCCCCCAAGCCAUGUAAGAAUCACAGGUAUAGGAGAGUCCAAACAGGAACUCCAAGAAACAGGCGAUAGAUUGGCGAGAUUUGCAGAAACCCUGAAUCUGCCGUUUGAAUUCCAUGCAGUUGUGGACAGGUUGGAGGACGUGAGACUGUGGAUGCUUCAUGUGAAGGAAAAGGAAAGUGUGGCUGUGAAUUGUGUUCUUCAACUACACAAAAUGCUUUAUGAUGAGACCGGUGCGGCACUAAGGAAUCUAUUGGGUUUGAUAAGUAGUACUAAUCCCAUAGUGGUUCUCAUGGCAGAACAAGAAGCCGUGCACAAUGAUUCCAAUUUGGAGACGAGGGUUUCUAAUUCACUCAAAUACUACUCUGCCAUAUUUGACUCUAUUGAUUCUUCCCUGCCAUUAGAUAGUGUGGUUAGAAUCAAAAUAGAGGAGAUGUUUGCUCGGGAGAUCAGAAAUAUAAUUGCCUGUGAAGGCAGUGACCGGUUGGAAAGGCAUGAGAAUUUUGCAAAGUGGAGGAAGAAUAUGGAGCAUGGAGGAUUUAGAUGCAUUGGAAUCAGAGAGAAGGAGAUUCUUCAGAACAGAAUGCUGUUGAAGAUGUACUCUUGUGAGAACUACAGUAUCGAGAAGCAAGGCGAAGAAGGAGCAGGGCUUACUCUUAGUUGGCUAGAGCAGCCUUUGUACACAGUUUCGGCGUGGGCACCUGUUGAUGUUGCUGGCAGUUCCUCCUCUUUAUCUCAUCCAAGUUGAUUGUGAUGGUUUUCUUCUUCUUCCGAUGUCUUAAAAUUUCGAUCCCUACCGUACAGUACAGAAAGGGUAACAAAAAUUCUUUGUAGGUAGAGAAUUCUUUCAUUCUUUGGUUUGCAUGAAGCCUCAUUAGCAGGAGCUAGUAAUUCAUUUGAGUUCUUUCAAGAUCCGAUUUUCUAGAGUUUCAUUUAGUAUGUGAAGUCCAUUUUUAUGUUA